Molecule: messenger RNA, 2361 nt
Organism: Manihot esculenta (cassava)
Lineage: Eukaryota; Viridiplantae; Streptophyta; Magnoliopsida; Malpighiales; Euphorbiaceae
Product: wall-associated receptor kinase-like 22
Exons: 3
Coding region: 171-2312 (713 amino acids)
Biological process (GO): protein phosphorylation; cell surface receptor signaling pathway
Cellular component (GO): plasma membrane
Molecular function (GO): calcium ion binding; protein serine/threonine kinase activity; ATP binding
Source: RefSeq, a predicted model, not a curated record
CAAGAUUCCUAAUCCUAAGGGCCGGUGAUCCACAGUUGGCGAUAAAAUCAGGGGGGAAAAAAAAUGGAGUUUUAUCAAUGGCUUCAAUCCCCAGACACUGCAUGAAACGAGAGUUUCUUUAGCAUUGCUGAAUUGCAAGAGAUUAAUAAUUAAUCUGUUAAAGCAGAAGAAUGGUAGUCACUGUCGUUUUUGUGCUGCAAAUAAUGCUGGAAUCAACGAAAGUAGCUGCAACAACAGCUAUACGAGGGCAGGGAUGUGGAGGCAGAUGUGGAGACAUUGAAAUCCAAUACCCAUUUGGUAUUAGAGCUGAUUGUGCCAUGGACAAAUGGUUUGUGAUUGAUUGCAUUCAAACUGCAAACUCUACUACACCUUUCAUGAGCAGCACCAAAUUGGAGCUGCUAAAUAUCGACUAUGCACACAGCCGCUUGCUAGUUAAGGGUCCAAUAUUCUCCUACAAUUGUAGCCAUUCCAAAACCGGUCAAGUUAUGAAUUUAAGUCGGACAUCAUUCACCUUUUCUGGGUACAAUAAGUUCGCCGUUGUGGGCUGCAACAACCGUGCCGUGCUAUCCUCUUCUGAACCAGACGGCAAUGGAUGCCAGCCAACCUGCAAAACAAAUGUUAAAUCUAAAGGGUGCCGUGGAAACAGAUGCUGCCAAACCUCAAUCCCUUAUUUUCAACAGCUAUUUGCACCCAGUUUUGAAGAUGUGGAUGAUGAUCAAUGCAGGAUGGCCUUCAUGGUGCGAACAAAAUGGUUCAAGGCUAACGUAACAGAUCCUUAUAAGGUGCAAGAAUUGGACUAUGUUCCAGUUCUUCUGGAUUGGAAAAUCAAUGCAACAGCCUUGGGAUCGGUUGUUAUUGAUGAGAAAUCCACCUACAAUGAUCCUUUUGUUUACUAUGACAAAUUCGAUUUCCCGUACCCCAACAGCACUGUCUUAAUGUGUCGUAAUGGCUUCAUAGGCAACCCUUAUCUACCUGUUGGAUGCCAAGAUGUUAAUGAAUGCGAGGAUCCAAUGGUGACAAGUCAAUGUCAAGGAUUAUGCAGAAACACACAAGGUUCCUAUAAAUGCAUACCCGAUAGAUCUCGGAACACUAUUCUAGGUAUUAGUGUGGCAUUUGGAGCAUUGAUUCUCCUAAUUAGUACGUGGUGGUUAUAUAAAUUUAUUAAGAAAAGAAAACAGACAAAGCGUAGAAGAAAAUUCUUCAAGAAAAAUGGUGGUUUGUUAUUGCGACAACAACUCGGUUCAAGUCAAGGAAAUAUCGAGCGGACCAAAAUAUUCAGUUGUAAGGAGUUAGACCAUGCAACAGAUCACUUUAAUGUGAAUAGAAUUAUUGGUCAAGGUGGCCAAGGCGCCGUUUACAAAGGAACAUUGGCUGAUGGAAGAAUUGUUGCAAUUAAAAAGUCCAUGAAAAUAGACGAAGCAAAAGUUGAAGAAUUCAUUAACGAGUGUGGAAUUUUGUCACAAAUUAAUCACAGAAAUGUUGUAAAGCUACUUGGGUGUUGCUUGGAGACGCAUGUUCCUCUUCUUGUCUAUGAAUUCAUCCCCAAUGGAACCCUUUAUCAGUAUCUCCAUCAUCAAAAUGAAGAAUUUCAAUUAACAUGGAAAAUGCGUUUGCAAAUUGCUAUCCAAGUUUCUGGGGCAAUUUCAUAUCUGCACUCCGAGGUAUGCAUGCCAAUUUAUCAUCGAGAUAUCAAGUCUACAAAUAUUCUGUUGGAUGAAAAGUUUACAGCAAAAGUAUCAGAUUUUGGAGUUUCAAGAUCUAUCCAGAUUGAUAAAAGUCAUCUGACUACUCAUGUAAAGGGAACUUUUGGAUAUGUAGAUCCAGAGUACUUCCAAUCAAGCUUGCUUACUGAAAAGAGUGAUGUUUAUAGUUUUGGUGUAGUUCUCGUCGAGCUCAUAACUGGACAAAAACCAAUUUCUUCAGAAAGAGUAGAAGAAGGUGUUGGAUUAGCUGCAUGUUUCAUUCUUUCAAUGGAAAAUGACAAACUCUUUGAUAUGCUUGAUCCCCAAAUUGUGGGCCAAUGCAACAUAGAAGAAGUUACUGCAGUUGCUAACCUUGCAAAAAGAUGCUUGUACUUGAACGGCAAGCUACGACCUACUAUGAAAGAAGUACUGACAGAGUUGGAAGGAAUUCAAUUAUCUCUGAAAUAUGCAAGUAUUCAACAAAAUACUACGAAUGAAGUUGAACCAAACCCUUCGGAUGCUUCAUCUACUUCCACAAGCUCAUGUUGUGAUAGUCCUCAAGUCUCCAUAAACAUUUUCAAAUCCAACCCAGACUUUGAACCAGCGAAGGAAGAGGGAGCGGAGCAUUAAGUGUUUAAGGUUCGAUCAACAUAUUGUUAAACCCAUACACCAUUUAAUA